Saxophila tyrrhenica is the source of this 2148-nucleotide messenger RNA. RefSeq names its product putative serine/threonine-protein kinase iks1 (gene IKS1). The transcript is spliced from 2 exons. Gene Ontology annotation, cellular component: nucleus; cytosol; cytoplasm. Bases 1 to 2148 code for a protein of 715 amino acids. Gene Ontology annotation, molecular function: ATP binding; eukaryotic translation initiation factor 2alpha kinase activity. NCBI's taxonomy places the organism in Eukaryota, Fungi, Ascomycota, Dothideomycetes, Mycosphaerellales, Extremaceae. The record is from RefSeq and is a predicted model, not a curated record. Gene Ontology annotation, biological process: protein phosphorylation.
AUGGCCGAUACGCCGCCACCCCGGCAGAUGUCGCUGAUCCCUUAUCCUUACCAGAAUGGUGAGGUUGUUCUCCGCCGAGGCAACGACGUCGUGGUCUACGAUGCGCAGUCCCGCUCGCUCUCCGUCCGCAACACAUCUGAGGAUGCCGUCGAACUCAACGAAUGCCCCUACUGCCAUCGCCCAUUCCGAGACGAUGUCGACCGCGAGACUGCUGACCGCCGUGGCCGGCCUGGUUCAGGCUAUGGCGAGCGGCCCAUCAUCAACCCGGACUACUUCGACAUGCUGGCCGCCAGUCGCCGUCCUUCCCCUGUCGGCUCGGCUGGGACGACGACCCCCGUGAACCGCUUCUACCAGCCCGCUCUCCGUUCUGGCCGCUCCAGAGAUGUCAGCGGCGCUCACGAUCCACCUACAGGGGCUGAGUUUGUGGGCAGCGAACCAUCUGCUUCAGCUAGAGAGGGCAUCAGUAGCUCCGCAUUCAGCCCGGGCUACUUCAGACAGUUCUUCCGCGAGAUCCAAGAGCUCGGCCGCGGCGGGAACGGCGUGGUACUUCUGGUGGAGCACGUCAUGGAUCGCGUCUCGCUGGGCCAGUUCGCCUGCAAACGUGUGCCUGUCGGCAACGACCACGACUGGCUGGAGAAAGUGCUCGUUGAAGUGAAGCUCCUGCAAAAGAUACCGCACAAGAAUCUGGUGGCCUACCACUGGGUUUGGCUGGAGGAUCACCAACCUUCGACAUUCGGGCCCAGUAUUCCUUGUCUGUGGAUGCUGCAGGACUUUUGCAAUGGUGGCGACCUGCACUCGUACGUACUGGGGCCGAAGAGUUCGGAUGAUUACAACGACAAGGAGAAGCUCAAGGAACGAGUCAGACGCCACUCCAAAGGCGAUCUGGAGCCUCCAGUCUCACAACUGCGCGGCCCUAGCAAGCUCACCUUCGACGAUAUAUUCUCCUUCUUCCGGGACAUCACAUCCGGCCUUCACCACCUGCAUAGUAGAGGCUACAUCCACCGCGAUCUCAAGCCCUCGAACUGUCUGAUUCAGCGCGAUGGCGCUCGCCUCUUCGUUCUCAUCUCAGACUUCGGUGAAGUCCAAGCCGCAGGGGCCAAACGAGGCUCCACUGGCGCCACUGGCACAAUCUCAUACUGUGCACCUGAAGUUCUGCAACAAAACCCUGCAGACGGCAGCUUCGGCGACUUCACCACGAAAUCCGACAUCUUCUCACUAGGAAUGAUAGUCUACUUCAUGUGCUUCGGCCGCCUCCCCUACACCAACGCCGACGACAUCAACGAAGAAAACGAAGACAUGGACGAGCUACGAGCCGAAAUCACCAAAUGGCCCGGCUUCGACGACGAGCUGCGCUCCCGUCCAGAUCUACCAGAGAAGCUCUAUCGCUACCUCAAACGCCUCCUCAGCGUCGACCCCAACGAACGCCCAAGCACCGAGGACAUCCUCGUCAGCAUCAAAGGCGGCGUUGGCCUAGGCGAGACGGGUCCGACUAUGUUCGAAGACACAAGCUCCCGCGUCUCAUCGAUCGAUUCACCGCGUCACAGGCCCUCGCCUCAAGGUCGCAAGGGGUAUGUCAGCCGACCAGGCCUCUCAUCGUUGUCUCGACAUCUGUCUGAAAACGACAUCCGGCCUACUUCGCCCAUCCGGCCUGGGAGCGGAGGUUUGCGACGGGGUAGCCCUACCGCUACAACUCCGGGGUCGAUGGAGAGUAGUACCGUCAUUAGACGGCCACCACGGCACGUCGACCUCCCACCGCCCACGCCCAAAGACGCCCGGUCUCCGCAGCAGAGUCCGCGGCUCAUGCUGCCUCCUCCACCGUCAACCGCAGACUCCUUGGCCGCGAGGCUGUUCCAUCUCACCCAUCACCCGCUCACGCAUGUCGCUUUCCGCACCGCCCUCUUCGUCGCUAAAGUCUUGUCGUUGACGUUGCCUUGCUCGCCAUUCGUCACGAAUGCGUGGUUGUUGUAUCCGCUCCUCGCAGUUGCGGCGCUGGAUCUUGGUUUGCUGCGGUUCGAGAUACGGCGGUCGGUCUUGUUACUAGCCGCGCAUGUUACGACGGUCAUACUGGCGGCGCAGCAGGGCCGAUUAUGCGAGUUUAGGAAAGGAGAUGGGUGGAUGUGGGAGGACGUCAUCCACGGCGACGGAUAG